AGUUAUCAUUGUAGCCAUUGGAAGAUUGUCGUGAAUCAAAAUGAGUGCCACACAAAAAUACACUAGAGAAAGAUUCGAGCGACUAAAGAUUGAGGAUACUGUAUUAAACUCAAGCGAUGUUAGCUCACCUGGAAUAGAAAAUAAGAAAGACAAAAAUGUUUAUAGAUCAAUGCUUCACACAUUGCAACAUAGACCAAACGGUCUAAACUCUAGAGCUAAAGUCUACGACAAUAUCCAAUCAUUAAUCAAGGCCAAUAAAGAAACAACUCAAGCUACACUUGAAGCUGAGCAAAUAACGAAAAGUAUUUUACAUAUGGAGCACAACAUUGUAGCUGCUAUAGAAAAUCAGACAAAAAUGUUGACAGCAACUAUUCGAGAAUCAAUAAAAAAUACAGAAGAUAAUAAGAGCGAAAAUGAUCGACCGUACGUUGACAAGGUUAACAAACUUGAUGUAGUUUUACAAACGCCAAAUGAAGCGAAACAUGAAAACGUACCAAAACAAAAGAAGAUGAAACAUCGACAGUUUGUGAGAGAGCAAAUAGCCGUAUACGAAUCAUUUUCAACCAAUCUUCAUUCAUUGGAAACUGGAUCAUCUUAUAAAAAAACGAAGUUAAUUGAUCUUUUUGAAAAUCAAUGCGUACAUGCAGAGAGAAAUGCAAAUAGUUUUCUCUCUCCUCAGGAGGAAAUACCCGAUAAGAAAAAUACGGUUGUAAUGAGACAAGUUAAGGACCUACGGGAAACGCCAGAAAAUAAAAAUACCAUGGCUAAUAUUGUUAGUAAACAUGAUAAAGACUUACAGAUGCCAAAAAACGAAAAGCAUGAAAACUUACCAAAACAAAAGAAGAUGAAACAUCGACAGUUUGUGAGAGAGCAGAUAGCCGUAUACGAAUCAUUUACAGACAAUCUGUAUUCAUCGGAUACUCGAUCAUCUUAUAAAACAAAGGCAAUUUCAGAUAAGAAAAAUACGGUUGAAAUCACACAGACAAAAGAGAAAUGCCAUGUUCAACAAAUAAACCUGUUCAGAGAUUUGUAUUUAGGUAUCAAACUUCAUACGAAGGAAAACUGCUUGAAAAAGCAAAUGGAGCAACCGAUUCUGAUGAAGAUCUAA
Molecule: messenger RNA, 1108 nt
Organism: Physella acuta
Lineage: Eukaryota; Metazoa; Mollusca; Gastropoda; Physidae
Source: RefSeq, a predicted model, not a curated record